AUGGGUGACACGACACCUGAUAAAAAUGAUUCUGUAAGAGAUUGGGUGGAAUGGAGAUGGAGAAUUGAGAAGGCUGAAUCCGGCACCGCUGCACGCUACGACACGCUCAAGUUCCUUAAAUCGUCAAAAUGGAUGCAGAUAAUUCCCCAACAAGUAGCUGGAGGGGAGACGAAGGAUAGAGCGGAUUAG
This is a messenger RNA of Clunio marinus, 189 nucleotides long. NCBI's taxonomy places the organism in Eukaryota, Metazoa, Arthropoda, Insecta, Diptera, Chironomidae. The record is from the annotation of a GenBank genome assembly.